This is a messenger RNA of Plasmodium reichenowi, 4170 nucleotides long. Its product is annotated as putative membrane protein. Bases 1 to 4170 code for a protein of 1389 amino acids. Gene Ontology annotation, cellular component: membrane. Gene Ontology annotation, biological process: transmembrane transport. Gene Ontology annotation, molecular function: transmembrane transporter activity. The record is from RefSeq and is a predicted model, not a curated record. Lineage: Eukaryota; Apicomplexa; Aconoidasida; Haemosporida; Plasmodiidae. The transcript has a single exon.
AUGGAUAUUGAGAAUAAUUCAAAAAAUGAAGACCCAACUUAUCGUUCGAAAGAAAAAAUAUUUGGUACAAAGGUGUGUCAACAAAAAAAAAAGAAAAAAGUUAAUGCUUUAAAAUAUCACUUGUCUGAACAAGCUCAAAAAGUAAAAAGGAAAAGCAUUGAUGAAACAAAUGAAAAUGAAGAAUAUUCACAUCAUGCCAUAGGAAUAAAUCAUACAAAAACCAUGGAAAUAAAUGAUAAGGAAAAAAAAAAAAUAUAUAUAUGUAAUAACAAAAAGAUAUGUAACAUAAAAUCAAAUGAUAUAAAAUUAAUGAUAACAAAAUCUAAUAAUAUCGACGAUGGUAUACUACACACAAGUAGUAAUAAUAUAGGAACUAGCAAAUUGGAAAAGGGCACAAAAAAGGGAAAAACUGAAAAAAUUGGAAAAUAUGAAAAAUAUGGAAAAAAGGAAAAAAAUGGAAAUAAUGAAAAAAUGACCCAAAUUCAUAACAGAAAUAAAAUAUGUAAAAAAGAUUAUAUCGAAAUAAAAAUAAAUCAAGAUGAGGAUAUUUUAAAAAAUAACAAAGAAAAAAUAGCUGAUAAUAAAAAAUAUAUUAAGAAUAUUUCUUUAUCACAUAUAAAUGUUAUAAAAGAUGAAAAAAUGAAAACAUGUAAACACAGUAAUAAUCAUGUCAUUAACAUUUUUGAAAAAUAUGAUAAUAAUAUAUCUUGUUUGAGUACUUUUUCUGAUUUAAAGGAACAAAAUGAAAAAUGUUUUAAAAAUGACAAAGAAAAAAUGAAUCGACAAAAUAAUCAAAGAAGUAUGAACAAUAAUAUAUAUUCUUUAAAUGAUAAGUGCAUAAAAAAAAAAAAAAUAAAUAAUAAUAAUAAUAAUAAAAAUAAAAAUAAUGUAAAUAAAGAAAAUAAUAAAUAUGAUGAAAAAAAUAAAUAUGAUGAAAAAAAUAAAUAUUUUGAGAAGAAAAAAAAUUGUGAGAAAAAUAUAAAUAUCGAGAAAAAUAAAAACCAUAUAUACAAUUUAUGGAAUGAAAAAUAUUUAAAAAAAUUAAAGGAACUAGAAAAGAAAAUAAGAAGGGAAAAUAAAAUUAAGAGCAAUAUAAUUAAUAAGAAAAAAAGCAAACAUACCCAAAAUAAUAUCCUUAAUUUUAAAACUCAACAAAAAGAUAAUUUGAAAAAAAUUAAUCAUAUAAGUUCUCUUGAUUUUUCUGAAGGCAAAAAGGAAAAUUUUGAGGAAAAUAUGAGUGAUCUUGUUAAAAAUAAUUAUACUGAUUAUAAUUAUUAUGAAGACGAACAACCUAUUCAAUUAAAAGAUAAUAAUCAAUGUUUUUAUAAUAAUAAUAAUAAUCAAUAUGAUAGUAGCAGUAUGAUUUUGAGAGAAAAUUCAAAGGAAUCCAAUGAUCAUAAUGAUCACAAUGAUCAUAAUGAUCACAAAGAUCACAAUGAUCACAAUGAUCACAAUGAUAACAAUGAUCAUAAUGAUCAUAAUGAUCACAUUGAUAACAACAAUAAUAAUAAUAUGAAUAUCCGUGUUAAUAAUAAAAGUAAAUUGAGAAAAUUUGUUUAUAUUUUUUGCAAUGGCUGUUUAGUUGUAUUUUUAGGGGUUAGCAAUAAUAUUUGUGGUAGAAUGAGGAAUCGAGUUUUAAAAAAUUUUGAUAGUUUAACGGCUUCAUAUAAUGCUUUAGCUUAUGUUACUAUUUAUUUAACUUUGUGUAUAUUAUAUACAAAUUCGAGACGUAUAAGAAAAGAACAUUGGUUAUAUAUAUAUCCAUGUUUAAAAAAUUUAUUAUUUAAAAAAAAUAAAAGUAAAAAUAAUAUGAACAAUAAUAAUAAUAAUAAUAAUAAUAAUGACCAUAACAAUCACAAUCAUAAAGAUAGUAAUAAAGAAGUAGAAAGUAAUAAUUAUUAUGAAGAUUAUUUUGUAACAAAUGAUUCUUAUAAAAAGGAAGAUCAAAAUUUACUUGCAAAUUAUUCUAUGGAUAUAAAACAGAAGGAAGAAGAAAGGAUGAAACAAAAAAAAAAAAAAAAAAAAGCAAUUUCUAAUUUUUUUCAUUUCAACAAGAAAAAGAUAUAUGAACCUUUAUUAGGAAGAAAUGAAAAAAAAAACAAAAAAACAAAAAAUGAUAAUUAUGAUAAUAAGAGCGAAAAUUUUAAUAAUUAUACAGAUGAACGUUCUAAAGGUCAUAAUGAAAAUCAAUCCUAUUACCAAUCGACACAUAAUUCAUCCAUGAAAAAUAUGUUACGUGAAGAUGUAGGUAAUCAUAAUGAAAGUAGUAAUAAUAAAAUGUGUGAACAAAAUCAAAUGAUGAUAUGUAAUUCAUAUCUUAUGGAUGAUGACAAUAUAUAUAAUAAGGAAAUUAGAAAGAGUAGUAUGGAUAAUAUAAAAGAUGAUAUUACUGGGAAAUAUAACAUGUGUGAAAAAGGUUAUCAUAAUAUAAGUAAUAGUAAUAAUAUAACAUAUGAUGAUCAUAAUAAUAAUAAUAAUAAUAAUAACAUUAAUAAUAAUUAUAAUAGUAUAUAUAAAUAUUAUUACAAUAUAAUAAAAAUAAAAUGGAAUAGUUUAGGUGCAUAUAAAUAUGUUAUUAUGAUAGCUUUACUGGAUAUUGUUGCAAACACUUUAUAUUUUGUAUCUCAGUUGGCUAUUCCUUUGACUGUUUUAUUAUUAUUGAAUCAAUUAAUUUUUAUAUUUUCUCUUAUUUUAUCUUUUUUUAUAUUAAAAAGGAAAUAUAAUAUUCAUCAUCUAAUAUCAGUAAUUAUUGUUUUAAUUGGAUUUUUAUUUUUUUACAUUCCUUUUGUGUAUAAAGAUAAUAUAAAAAUAAAAAAAGAAAGUUGUGUAAAUUAUUAUUUGAAUUCACAUUAUGUCAUAAAUAUAAAUAAUAUAUAUGAUGACGAUAUGUAUAAUAGAUGUGAUGGAGGCAAAAUUUACAAUAAUAUAAAUACUGUGGGAAAUAUGAAUAAUGGUUAUAAUCUGAUGAGUGAUAAUGAAAUAAAUAUUGACGAUAGUAGUAACGGUAGAAAUACAACCACAAAUAAUAAUAAUAAUAAUAAUAAUAAUGAUAAUAAUAAUAAUAAUAAUAAUAAGCCCCCGUGUAGUGACCCCUUAUGUGCAUCUCCAUUCAGCUUAGUCUUCUCUAUUUUUCUUUGUCUUAUAUCCAUUUUCUUAACCUCCUUUGGAGGUAUACUAAGAGAAAUAUUUUUUCAAGGAUAUAACAAUAAAUAUGAAAGCGAGAAAAAAGAUAUUGCUUAUGAAAAGGUUCAUAUAGAUGAUCCAGACUCCUACUAUAAUAUGUCACACAUCAAGAUGCACAACAAGAAGGAUAUUUGCUUUAUAGAUGAUAUAAAUAAUUCGUUUGAAUAUUAUGAUGAUAUAGAUAAAAAAAAUAAAACAAAUUUGUAUAGAAAAGAAAAAAACAAUGUACAUACCUUUAAUAUGAGUACAUCGUAUUCAAAUAAUGAUGAAAAUUUUAUGAAAACAAAGAAAUAUAAAAAUACGGUUGAUGAAUAUUCAAAGUUUAAACAAAUAAAUAAUAAAUCAUAUCAUAAUAACAAAAGUGUUAAUUAUAAUAAGAAUAAUGUAACAUAUAUAAAUAAUAUUCUGUGUGAUGAAAAAAAGAGUUCUCAUAUAAAUAAUUAUGAUUAUAAAAAUGAUAUACAAUAUAUAUAUAAACAAUAUAAUAAAAGAAGAAAAAUAAAAGAUAAGAUUAGUGUUAUUUUAUUAUCAUUCAAUGUAUCGCUUAUACAAGUAAUAUUCCUACCAUUGAUUAUAUAUUUUCAAAUGUUAUUUAAUAAAAAUAAAAAUAUAUCAUAUUUAUUAUUUAUCAAAAAUAGUUUAAGAUGCUUUUAUGGAGAUACCAUCGAUAAUAAUUUAAAUUGUAAAUAUUCUUUUAUGGUCUAUACUUUAUAUAUUAUUGUAAACGCAUUGUUCAAUAUAAGUGUUUCUUCAUUUUAUAGUAAUUAUUCAUCAGCUGAAUGUUUCCUAAUAUUAAAGUCUUCUACACCCAUUACAUUAAUUGUUCUAUACUUUUAUAAUAUACCUUUCAUAUCAGACACAGAUAAAUAUUUUUCUUUUUAUUUUCUUAUAAGUAUAGUUAUUGUCUUUACAGGAGUAAGCUAUUUUUUCUAUCAAUCCAUAGUAGAAGAAAAAAAAAAAAAAGAAAACACACAGCAAUUAAGGUAA